AUGCGUUCUCUUUUCUUUUUAUUAAUUGCUUUAAUUUUAACUGUUUUUGCUGAAGAUAGUUUUGAAACAGAAACUAACUUUGAUUUUGAUUUUGAUGAUGAUUAUGAUUAUGAUGAAUUUGAUCUUGAAGAUGAUGAUAUGGAAGAAGAUGAUGAUGAUGAAUUAGAAGAUGACGAUGAUGAAGACUACGAAUUUGAUGAAGAGGAUUUUGAAAUUAAUGAUGAUGGUUAUGAAGAAGAAGAUGAUGAUGAUGAGAAUGAAGAUGAAGAAGAAGAUGAGAAUGAAGAUGAUGAAGAUAUUAAAAUUGUUUCUGCUGACUUUUAUUCAUUCCUUGAUUCAGUUGACAAUGAAAUUGAAGAAAUUGAAAAUGACAAUGAUGCUUUCAGUGAUAUUAAUAACGAAGAAUAUGAAUUAGAAGAAGAUGAUGACCAAAUUCCAAUGCAAUUUCAUCCAGUAAAGAUAUAA
Messenger RNA from Entamoeba histolytica HM-1:IMSS, 465 nucleotides. RefSeq lists its product as uncharacterized. Bases 1 to 465 code for a protein of 154 amino acids. The record is from RefSeq and is a predicted model, not a curated record. The transcript has 2 exons. Lineage: Eukaryota; Evosea; Mastigamoebida; Endamoebidae.